This is a messenger RNA of Cynoglossus semilaevis (tongue sole), 8817 nucleotides long. It is a transcript of the gene syde2, whose product is annotated as synapse defective 1, Rho GTPase, homolog 2 (C. elegans). The transcript has 8 exons. Gene Ontology annotation, cellular component: synaptic membrane. NCBI's taxonomy places the organism in Eukaryota, Metazoa, Chordata, Actinopteri, Pleuronectiformes, Cynoglossidae. Gene Ontology annotation, biological process: regulation of Ras protein signal transduction; cell migration; signal transduction. Gene Ontology annotation, molecular function: GTPase activator activity. Bases 276 to 5381 code for a protein of 1701 amino acids. The record is from RefSeq and is a predicted model, not a curated record.
AAAAAGAGAGAGAGGGGAGGAAACAGAGGGAGGGAGGGAAAACAGGGAGAGGAGGUGCAGUCGAGUCGAGCUCAGUGAUCCGGACUGAGGGAGUGAGUGAGUGUACGAGCGAAUGAGGCGACAGAGCGGAGGUGACAGCGGAGAAUGGAGAGGAGCCCUGUCCGCCCGGCGAGCUUUGACGGCGGCGAGCGCGGAGAAGCUACUCGGUCUUUUCCUUCUGGAGGCGUCGCGCUGAAAGGAACCGGGAGGAAUUAACUUGGAGGCAAAAGAAAGGAAUGGCUGAUCCUCUGCGGAGGACUUUACUAGCCAAACUCCGGGGGAAGAAAGCCAAGAAAGUAGCGACGGUCGGCGCUGGUGGUGGAUACGGUUCUUCUGCUACGGCUGCUGCUGCUGCUGCUGCAGCGGCGAACGGCGGGGGCCGAGAAGGUAAAGAAAAAGUUUUACAGACGCAGACAAACUCCGAGCUGCCGGGUGUGUUGCUCACGGUGCGAAUGAGCACGUACGAGAACUGCGUUGACGGGGCGGCAGUGGUUGGAGGCGUCCGGGGGAGACGCGCAGCGGAGUCCGCCGCCGCGCGUCCUCCAGAGGGCUGCGACGGGGCAGGGGCAGGGGGUAGGGUUCGGGUUAAUGAGCAGCUACUGGGGGUCGCACUUCAAAGAGAGGAGAUGUUUGGGGAACUUAUGUGCAGUCUGGGAGAGAGGAGCCACCAGGGACCCGCAGAUAAGAUCACACUGAAAGCACCGCAUGUCCAGAGAAAACACUUCGUCUCGGUGCCGCGUCAGUGCAGCGUCGGGGAUUCCAUUGGGUUUGGGGACAAUUCUAAGCACGUUUUGUGCCGAAUACCAGCCCAGACUCACACGGGGGGAGGUAAACAUCCAGAGGGAACAGCAGCUAUUACUGAUAGUGAGGGGCCAGAGCCCAGAGACAGGGCAGAGUCCCAGCACAUGGUAGGAGCCGCUGUGUCCCUGCAGGAAAACAAUGACAACCGGGGCUUUGACAGCGAUCCAAGUUUCGAGACGGACUCACACCAAUGCGCGGCACUUCUGCAUCCAAAUGCCAUUCCCACAAACAUAGACGAGAGCAUUUUAUUCCAAACUAUUGAGAGCUACGGGCCAGAGUAUGCAGGGGAGAUUAAAGGGACGGUAGGGAGUCUGCAGAGCCCGACGUUUUCCCCUACAGAGUUAGAAAUAUGCGACAUAAACAUGGCAUCCCUGUGCGCCACACAGAGCUCCAUCAGAUACUCGUUAGACAGCGAGGAUGAUUAUUAUGACAAUGAAAUCCUGCCCUUUUAUGAAACCAUUAGAGUUAAAAGUGACGAGGCUGCAGAGCUGCCAGCGUCAGGUCAGGAGAAAGGCCAGCUCCAUGACAGCAACAGUGCUCAGGAAACAGACAGACUCAGAAACCAGCUCAAAGAGGCCUAUUAUCUCCUCAUCAAUGCUAUGAAUGAUAUUAACAUGGACGUGCAGCAGGUUAGUGCUGUUCUGUCCGCUUCGUCCUGCAGCAGCCACUCCAGAGACAGUCUGUGCUCCAGGUCGUCUGCCAAAAACAUGGACAGCGACUCCUGGUCCUCAGGAGGAGAGCCCAGCCCACAGCAGGUGUCAGACACCGACUCCCUUCUGCUGUGUCUUAGUGGAAACACCGAGACAGAACUCAAAGGCAGGUUAAACAGUAAAAGUAUGGCCGACCUUCCCGUGACCGAGUCAAGACCAUCAAUACAGCGCUCCGCUAGUGACGGAGCCAUCAGGUACCCAGAGGGUCUCAUCACCUCUGCUAAGGUCACUGGGAGACAGCGAUCUGAAAGCUGCGAUGAUACACAGUCCAAAGAAGUCGAGGAGGGUAUCAUGAGAGGAGAGGGCGAGCUCUCUGACCACAACGCCAUCAGCAGUGAUGAGCUGCUGCAGGACGCUGGUGCUGAGGAGGAGACCGGCAGGGAGCUCAACGAGAGCAGCGGCUCCGUCAACAGCCUCACAGGGUCUUCUGACAGCAACACAGAGGCAUCAGCUCAUCAGGGUCACCACAACAACGGGGAGCUGAUGACGGGGGCCCGAGCACAGGUGCUCCACAAGGGCCACGGCGUCACCGUCAACAAGAUGCAAGAGUGGAUGCACAAGGGCCGCCUGCUGUCUUCAGAGAUGAAGCAGCGAAUAGAGGGCUCAUCUUUACCCCGCGCUGGAGGUCCACACCAGGACCAGUCCAGUCCCCAGGCUAGCCACAGUGGGUCGAAACCUGUGGUCCAGACGUCUAACCGUGGGCUUAAGUCUGGCAAGACAAAAUCUCCUACACACAAGUCACCACAACUGCAGCAGCCAGCUUUUGUUGAAAAUGCCCAAACCCCCUGUGUUAACGGUCGUGAGGUUGGCAGAGCCAACGAGCCUUCGGCGUGGAGGCAGCCGCUCACGACCAUCACUGUGUCCAAGAAACGCAACUGGCUUCAGCAGAGCACCCUGGGAAAGUCCUACAACACUAGGGAUGAGCCCCAGGGCAUGCUGGGAGCAGAGGAGGAGAACAGCCAUGGAUUCUGUCAGCUGCCUCCUCCUUCCAGCCCCUCCCCAGACCACCUGAAACCCUCAGGGGGAGCGCCAAUGCGGCCGGUUCGCCUCCAGCUGCCCCAGGUCUGCGUUGGCCAGACCAAAGUGUCUCCAUAUCCUCGAAACGUGGAUCCAGCUGAAGAGAACGACGCCGAUGAUGAAGGAGAGAUCUGGUACAACCCUAUCCCUGAAGAUGAAGAACUAGUGUCUUCCCACCGUUCCUCCAAUCGAUUGCUGGUCCCACCGCGAACAGAACCUGAGAGGAGGCCCAGCAGAGGAGCCGAUGUGGGUCAGGGAGGCAGGUCCCUGGAGGGCAUCGUUACACCCGAGGCCGUCGGCGAAGUCCUCGGGGGCAAUUUAGGAGACGGGAGUCAGGGGAAUACUGUACAUUCCACAGAGGCACUACAUCUGCACAGACAGAUGCUCGCGUGCAAACCCCAGGAGGAGGGGGGGGCUUCCACCAGCAGAGCCACAGAUGGUGUUGACCUGCCCAACGCCGUUGGCUUCUCCCCUCCUUCCAGCCCCAACCCGGCUAAGAAGAGCAGCUCCAUCAACUGGUCAUUCCCAGACAAGAUCAAGUCACCGCGCACCGUCAGAAAGAUCUCCAUGAAGAUGAAGAAACUCCCGGAGCUGAGCCGUAAACUCAGCGUUAAGGGACACCCCAGCAGUAAUGGAGGCAGUCAACCGGAGCCAAGGGCUCACUCGCCCAAAAACACCGGCAGUGGGCCGGACACUGUAACCCAAACGUCGGGUUCUCCCAGAUUGGCUCCAUCUGGGGGUGGACAGGCUAGUCGUAAUGUGAUCUCACGCUACCACCUGGACAGCAGUGUGUCCACUCAGAGCAGCUUCAGUAAGAAGAAAAGUGACGGCAGCUCCAAGUCGGCCAGCAAAGGAGGCUACCUCAGUGAUGGAGACUCGCCAGAGCUGGUGGCCAAGUCUGGGAAGCACGGCUCUGCAGAAGGGAAGGGAGCGGCGAAAGGCAAGGAGAUGGAGGGAAGUGGAGGCUCCAAGCUCAGCGGCACAGAGCUUGACAUUGACGCCUUCCGCCAUUACAGCUUCACAGAGCAGCCCAAAUGCAGCCAGUACAUCUCUGGACUCAUGAGCCUGCACUUUUACGGCGCAGAGGACCUCAAACCUCCCCGCGUCGACUCUCGAGACGUCUACUGCGCCAUUCAGGUGGACUCAGUCAACAAAGCACGGACCGCUCUCUUAACGUGUCGUACUACUUUCCUGGACAUGGACCACACGUUUAACAUAGAACUGGAGAACGCCCAACACCUGAAGCUGGUGGUGUUCAGCUGGGAGCCCACGCCGAGGCGCAACCGCGUCUGCUGCCACGGCACGGUGGUGCUGCCUGCUCUUUUCCGAGUGACACGUUCCCACCAGCUGGCGGUGAAGCUGGAGCCACGGGGGCUGAUCUACGUCAAACUGAGCCUGAUGGAGCAGUGGCAGAACUCUCUGGACGGGAGGCCAGAUGGAGACAGGGAGCCGCAGGUGUUUGGACUGGAAGCGUGGAGGGUGGUGGAGAGGGAGAACUCAGGACAGAUGGUGCCGCUGCUUAUAAGCAAAUGCAUCAAUGAGAUAGAGAAGCGGGGCUGCCAGGUGGUGGGUCUGUAUCGUCUGUGUGGAUCUGCAGCUGUGAAGAAGGAGCUACGAGAGGCGUUCGAGAGAGACAGCCUGGCUGUGGCGCUGUGCGAAAACACGUAUCCUGACAUCAACGUGAUCACAGGCGUACUGAAGGACUACCUACGAGAGCUUCCCUACCCUCUGAUCACCAAGCAGCUGUACGAAGCCGUGUUGGAGUCCAUGGCCUCCAGGCCUCUGCGUAUGGGAACGGCGGGCUGUGAGAACGACCACGCCGACUCGGAACACACUACCAGCCUGUUGGAGAACCUGCCGGAGGUGGAGAGGAUGACCCUGAGGAGACUUCUUGACCACCUGAAGCUCGUCGCCUCCUACCAGGACGUCAACAAGAUGACCUGUCAGAACCUGGCGGUGUGUUUCGGCCCCGUGUUGCUAAGCCAGCGUCAGGAGGCGUCGUGUCACACCAACCGCGUCUUCAUCGACUCAGAGGAGCUGGCCAGUGCUCUGCACUUCAAGAAGCACAUCGAGGUCCUGCACUACCUGCUGCAGCUGUGGCCAGUUAUAGACCCAUACAGCCAGUCGUCCAUUCAGACUCCAGCAAUCUCUCUGCUACAGGCUCCAUCGGACCAGGUCUCUGCUCCUCCUCUGCGCCGGAGAAAGGAGCGCCCCCAGUUCCUGAACCUCUCUGAGGCUGAGAUGGCAGGUGUUCUGAGGCCUAAACCUGGCCGAUUGGACAGUCCCAGCAACCGCUACGCCGGCGACUGGAGCGGCUGCGGUGAGAGUUACAUUCCCUCCGAAAUACUGCUGCCCUCCAGCAGAGAGGAGGCGGACUAUGACGACGUGCCUUCUGAGGACACGGAGGCAGCGGAGGACGGCCAGCAGAAAUCCGAAGAUGUGCAGGACAAUGUAGAGCAGAAGGACACAUGUCCAGUGAGUGAUCCUCCAGACCUGGACCAACCUCAACAAGAGGAUUUGGUCAAAUUCGAAGAGAGCGAGGAUUGGACGGACGAAGAAAAGCAUCUGGAAAAUGAUAUUCCCGGCAACACGCAGAUAUUAGAAGACGAGGUGCAAGAGGAAAGGAUGUGCGACCACAUCCUGCCUCCUCCGCUACCCAAAGAGCACACCUACCAGGCCUACAUGAAGAUCCAGGACAUCAGCCCUGUGCUGAGCAACAGAGUGAACCUCAGAGACCUGCAGGAGAGCAUCGACACUCUGAUAGGAAACCUGGAGAGAGAACUGAACAAGAACAAGCUUAACAUCGGAUACUGACUGCCGGCAGACACACACAGCUACACACACUCUCUCGAAAAGUCUGUUCAGGUUCAGGUUGGUCCUUCUAUACCAGUUGAGAUGCUUCAGAAAUCCAGCCACAGUGUUUCCAUGGAGGUCCUGUGAGGUCACUCUGGCGCCGCUGCUGUAAGAAACCGUUUGAGGAUGAAAUGGGAGAAAAUGUAACAGGGCACUUCUGGUUUGUUCGUACUUUACCCACAGUCAUUCCUAAUGUUUUGGUUUUCCGUUGAUUUGUUGACUGUUUAACUUCAUGUUUUGGUUGAGUUUGGUUCUGUGUUCCGUGUUGUUAUUGUUGCUUCUCUUCUUAUUAGAAGAACCCAUUCACCCCUCAGGGGUUUAAAAGGUGCCUUAAUUGUGCGAAGGUGGUACACCCAGGUUCUAACGAAAAAAAUCCAUCCAGGAAUUGAAUACAUUAUCUCCUUUUCACGUUGAAUCAUCUUAAUGAUUAGUCAAAGUAUUUUUUCAGUUAAAAAGAUUUACUUUUGUGAGGUACGACUCUCUCCUGGGUACUGAGAUCCAACACUGCGAACUGGUACUAAAUCAGAAAAAAGUUACCAGGAAAAGAAUGUUUUUUCACUCACAUUCUUAACAAAACACACCAGUGUUUGACUUAUUCUUGGCAGAAUUGGAAAAUUAGCAUUAUGGUGUGGACAGGAAAGACAGAAUUAACAAAUCAGGAAAAUGCUAAAAAAAAGUCAGAGUCCUGCCACUCCUCGCAUACUUUGGUCAAAACAAGGAUGUUCUGUUUUAACAAUACUAUUAAAUUUUGCGGCCAACAUUUUCUGGCUUUUGCCCUUCCUAUUCAUGGAAUUAGAUAUUCCAGGAGCUGGAUAGAAAUUCUCCUUAAAAAUCCAGAGACAAUAUUUUGUGGGUCCUGUUUAUUUUCCUAAUUUCAGCUGCGGAGAGUUUUCCUAUAGAUGAAACACGAAAUGUUAUACAACAGUAAUGCACUUAAGAGGUAGACGAUAGGGUCACAAUAGAAACACAGUAAAAAUUAAAUGGCUGUGGGCUGAAAGGAGGGAGGAACAACCGCCGAAUAAAUGUGUCAUUUUCUAAUAUAUGUCGAAAUUUAUUAAGCUUAAGUUUGUUUGUCAAGUUUGAACACCUAUCUACACUCUGCUAUCAGACUGGUUCUAUAAGAGGGGGAUUGACUUUGUUUCCUGAUUUGUUUCAACAUUGAAUCAGAAGAACACAUUUCAUGUGGGGAAUUAUAUCAAAGUUUAAUAAAGGAAUAGUUCAGAGAUUAGGGGAAGUUUUUUUUUUUUUUUGGACUCGUUUGCCAAGACUUUGAUGAGGAGAUCAGUCACAUUCUGACAUUGAAAUUCUGACCACAGUCUAAGUACCUUAGCUAGAGGAACAUUAUAGUGAGAAAUUACGAGCAUGCUCCCUGUCUAAUUCAUUUACAGUAAGUGUUGUAAAAAGCUUAGAGGUUAAAGUUCAAUAAAACCCUAACCCAUUUUAGACAACCAUGGGCUAAAAACUUUGGCUAAAAAAUAUAUUGUUUCUCCACAGUGAAAAUGUAAAUCUUCACCUUUAAACCCCCUCUGCUUCUCCCAGCUGUUGGCAAAAACCGUGAAUUAAUAACAGCUCAAAUGUGAAGCACAACUUUUCAGAGCAGCCGCAAGCUUCUGUUAGUACAGCUCAUUUACCGCGUAGCUGCCUAAAUCGACAAAGGAUGUUUUCAAACAAUCCAGGGAUUCAGAAUGAUCAGUAUUUAACCUUUUAUGUAAAUGUAUAUAAUUAUAUAAAUGUAUUCGGAGUAUAUUAUUUUUUACAGCUUCUGUUUGAACGGCGUAUUUAAAUACUUCUGAUGACCUCGUAGUGUUGACUUUUCGCAAUAGUUGCUUCUUUUUUUUGCUUUCCUCAAGCUACCUGUACACAUGUUAAUGUGCUGGACUAAUGGUACAAAUUCAGCUGUAAUAUAUAUGAUGCCAUUGUGCUCUCGCAGUAAAAAGGUGAUAUUUUUGUUAUAUUGUGUAUACAUGUAUAUUUGACAUUGUUUCAUGUCUCUGCUGGACUAAGCUGUGUUCCUGUGUUGUUGUUUUUUAAGGUACUGAACGUUGCAUGGUCAAAAGCUUUACCGACGUAAACAAGGCUCUGUCUCACCCGCCUUUGUAUUUGAUAUUUAUGUGUAAAAAAAAGUCUAUUUUGAAAUGUAUGCUUGUUUGUUUAUCACUCUGUUCCUGGAAUAAACAGAUAUUGGUGUCAUUCAAAAUUUUCUCCAAAUGACUUAGAGGCUUUUUUUUAAGAUGAUGUAACAUUUAGGUUUAUGUUACAGAUAAAGUCCUUUUAUUGUCGCAUAUAGAAAUCCUCAUAUUUUGCUGAUUAAAAAUUCUUAUAUAGCUUGUUUUUUUCCUACUUUGCUCACUUCAACUUUUUCUUUUCUUACUUUAUGGUAAUUUAUGGUAAUUGUUAGUGUUCUGAUCCACAGUAAAACUGAAGUUGCUGCUGCUGUGAAAUUAAUUUCAGCAGGGUUCCUUCAGACCAUCUGUCUUUUCCCAGCGUUCAGACACAAACAGGGGCCUUGUUUGCAUAAGUCAAUAAAGAGCCAAAAAGUAAAAGAAUAUAAACUCUGAAACUCACUUCAAGUUUAAAAUAAUGGCUCACAGAGACAGGUUUACGCCGUUGCUGCAGAACUACAAUGAAUAAUUUAAAGAUCCCUCGACCGAUUUCCCUGUAGAGGCCAGUCUGAAAAAUGUGUUUGGACUGCAAUUUCAUGAUUUCUACCCUGGCUUCUGGUCUAGUGUCGAAUUUUCACAUUAAACAUCUCUUUCUCUUUUAAAAAAAGUAAUUUACCUGAUUCUGUCCAAAUAGUAACAUUGUUGCUGUGAGAGAAGACCCAGAAAGUGCAAUUUUUGCCUAAAUUGGGAAAAAGAAUGAGAUUUUCUGGACAGUUUUGCUCAGUGAGCAGGUGAGCAGACCAGCAGCAUGUGUUUUGCAUCCGAGCUAACGAGGCUAACGCCAGCUGUUUCUCUUCUGGCUUAAUGUGUCUUUCUCCAGGACACCACCAUCUUCCCGUCAGUCUUUUCUCUGCCCUGUGUUGAUAAAGACCAGUUCAAACUUCGGUCUUGGAAUAAAAGUCGUCCGUGAAGUUUUACAUGCCUUGAAAGACAUUUGAAGUGAGCACCGUGAUUCGGCUUCUUCAUCCCUGCAGCGAUCUGUGUUGACGCAGAGCCAUAAACUGUCAAAUUCAUUUUAAACAUUUAUUCUGUGAUCCACAUCCAGCUUCAUUGAUUUCAAUGUUUUUCAUGAUCCGCCGCUGAUAAAGUCACUAUCCAAUCGCCUUCAUGUUACAUCAAACACAUUUGUCCUCUUUGUCUUUUGGAGAAAAAAAAAAGUCAGCUAACUAAACACAAAAUGUGCUCUGUAUUGAUCCUAGGAAAUGUAUGAUCAUAAUAAAACAUAUUAUUUUACA